AUGGCAAAUGUGGCACUGAUCGGUUGUACGGGAAUGGUGGGUUCCCAUAUCCUCACCAGCCUGAUCACCAAUCCCUCCGUAACACGCGUGGACACCAUCUCCCGCCGAACCCCGCAAGCCGCUUCUAAUGCGCCGCAUGCCAAACUCACCACCUUCAUCUCCGGCGACACCGCAACCUGGGCUAACCAGCUCUCCACCCUCACCCCGACUCCGGAUAUCUUCAUUUCCUCUUUCGGAACCACCAAAGCAGCUGCAGGUGGAUUUGAGAACCAGUACAAGAUCGAGCAUGGUUUGAAUGUCGAACUAGCCAAGGCCGCGCGAGAGGCUGGUACCAAGGUCUACGUUUUGGUCUCAUCCAGUGGCGCCAGCAAGGACUCCAAUAUCGCCUACUCCCGUAUGAAGGGUGAGAUUGAGGAGGAUGUUAAGGCGCUUGGCUUUGAGCGUACGGUAAUCCUGCGCCCUGGUCUGAUUGCUGGUACCCGCGAAGAAAGUCGUCCUCUCGAGGCUGGCAUUCGGUUUGUUGCUAGCUGGGCUGGUAAGCUGCAUUCUGGAUUGAAGGAUGGCUGGGCCCAGGAGUCCGAUGUUAUUGGUAAGGCUGCUGUUAAUGCUGGCCUUAAGGCACUCGAGGGUGAUGUUCCUGCUGGCAGCGAGAAGGUCUGGAUCUUGGCUGGCAGUGAUAUUAUCAAGUACGGCAAGGAUGUCUAG
Messenger RNA from Penicillium arizonense, 705 nucleotides. RefSeq lists its product as uncharacterized. The transcript is spliced from 3 exons. Bases 1 to 705 code for a protein of 234 amino acids. Lineage: Eukaryota; Fungi; Ascomycota; Eurotiomycetes; Eurotiales; Aspergillaceae. Gene Ontology annotation, biological process: import into nucleus. The record is from RefSeq and is a predicted model, not a curated record. Gene Ontology annotation, cellular component: cytoplasm.